AUGUAUAAGGAAAACGUUCCCGUGGACGCGUACAAGCCUCCGGAGAUAUCACAAGAUACGAAUAUCAACGAGAGAGUCGCCGCUCUAGAGAAUUGGGCGGUAAAUGUAGACAAUCGUUUGAGAUACUUCGAUAAGAAAAUAGCCAAAAUCGACAAUUUAGAAACCCAAAUAGAGGAGUACUCGGUUAAACAUUUACAACGAAAUCUCAUAAGGAUUCUCAACGAUGACGUCAACAGCGACGCCAUAGCCGAAAAACUGAAACGUCACUUCGAUAGAAACUACGUCUCGAACGAACAGAUUUCACUAAUCAGUCAGGAAAUACACGAAAGAUUAUUAAACUCCUGGCAGACGGAGAUGAAUGAGGAUAAAAUACGGCUAAUAGUCCAGGAAUACUUGUAUGAUGUUGAGAAGAAACAAAUGGAAGUUAUAGUGGCGAAGAUCAGGGAGUACGUAAGAGAAGUGGAGUCGGGGCAAAUUAUGAAGUCGAGUAAUAUAGACCUGGAGGAAGUCAAGAAUAUGGUGAUGGGCAUGUUACAGGUGUAUGACGCUGAUAGGACCGGCAAGGUGGACUACGCUCUGGAAUCAGCAGGUGGUCAAAUCCUAUCUACGAAGUGUACAGAACUGUAUCAGAUCAAGACUAAGCAGUACUCUAUCCUGGGUGUCCCUGUGUGGUGGGUGCACACUUCACCAAGACAUGCUCUGACACCCGGCGCUAUGCCCGCGGAGUGUUGGGCCUUCCAAGGAUUCCCCGGAUAUUUGGUGAUCCGUACAUACGCCGUGAUCGAGGUGACUGGCUUCACUUUGGAACAUAUGUCGAGGUUGCUGGCUGUUGAGGGGAAAAUAGAAUCCGCACCAAAGAACUUCUCCGUAUAUGGUCUUCACAACGAAAUGGAUGCCGAACCACAUCUAUUCGGUGACUACAUGUACGACGCUAACGGCACCUCCAUACAAUACUUCCCAGUGAAAUAUCCAAAAACAACCGACAUAGGCGGCGUCGAGUAUCCAGUGGCUUACGACAUUAUAGAAUUAAGAAUCGAAAGCAACCACGGCAACCCGACUUACACUUGUGUUUAUAGAUUUAGAGUUCACGGCAACCCAUUGACGAACAUUAGACAAGCUGACAACAUAUAG
Danaus chrysippus (African queen) is the source of this 1131-nucleotide messenger RNA. NCBI's taxonomy places the organism in Eukaryota, Metazoa, Arthropoda, Insecta, Lepidoptera, Nymphalidae. The record is from the annotation of a GenBank genome assembly.